Molecule: messenger RNA, 2977 nt
Organism: Hyaena hyaena (striped hyena)
Lineage: Eukaryota; Metazoa; Chordata; Mammalia; Carnivora; Hyaenidae
Gene: NDRG1
Product: N-myc downstream regulated 1
Exons: 16
Coding region: 143-1297 (384 amino acids)
Biological process (GO): signal transduction
Cellular component (GO): cytoplasm
Source: RefSeq, a predicted model, not a curated record
UCGCCUGGCUCGCAGCUCCGAGUCUCGGGCGCACGCCCAUCGUCACCGCUGUCCUCCGCGCCCCCUUGGCCGCCGCGCCUCCAGCCGAGCUCCGGCGCCUCUUGCCUUUCUCCUUGUAGCGUGGGCAGGUGACAGCAGGGACAUGUCCCGGGAGCUGCAGGAUGUGGACCUCGCCGAGGUGAAGCCUCUGGUGGAGAAAGGGGAGACCAUCAGCGGCCUUCUGCAAGAGUUUGAUGUUCAGGAGCAGGACAUCGAGACCGUGCAUGGCUCCAUUCACGUCACGCUGUGCGGGACCCCCAAGGGGAACCGGCCCGUCAUCCUCACCUACCACGACAUCGGCAUGAACCACAAAACAUGCUACAAUCCCCUCUUUAACUACGAGGACAUGCAGGAGAUCACACAGCACUUUGCCGUGUGCCACGUGGACGCCCCUGGCCAGCAAGAUGGCGCUGCCUCCUUCCCUGUGGGGUACAUGUACCCCUCCAUGGACCAGCUGGCUGAAAUGCUCCCCGGGGUCCUCCACCAGUUUGGGCUGAAAAGCAUUAUCGGCAUGGGGACUGGAGCAGGUGCCUACAUCCUCACCCGAUUUGCUCUGAACAACCCGGAGAUGGUGGAGGGCCUCGUCCUCAUCAACGUGAACCCUUGUGCGGAAGGCUGGAUGGACUGGGCCGCCUCCAAGAUCUCCGGAUGGACCCAGGCCCUUCCAGACAUGGUGGUGUCUCACCUCUUCGGGAAGGAGGAAAUGCAGAAUAACGUGGAGGUGGUCCACACCUACCGCCAGCACAUCGUGAACGACAUGAACCCUGGCAACCUGCACCUGUUCAUCAACGCCUACAACAGCCGGCGAGACCUGGAUAUCGAGCGGCCCAUGCCCGGAGCCCACACUGUCACCCUGCAGUGCCCUGCUUUGUUGGUGGUUGGGGACAGUUCGCCUGCUGUGGAUGCUGUGGUGGAGUGCAACUCGAAACUGGACCCAACAAAGACGACCCUCCUCAAGAUGGCAGAUUGCGGCGGCCUCCCCCAGAUCUCCCAGCCAGCCAAGCUUGCUGAGGCCUUCAAGUACUUCGUGCAGGGCAUGGGAUACAUGCCCUCGGCCAGCAUGACCCGCCUGAUGCGCUCCCGCACAGCCUCUGGCUCCAGCGUCACGUCCCUGGAGGGUGCCCGCAGCCGUUCCCACACCAGCGAGGGCGCCCGCAGCCGCUCCCACACCAGCGAGGGCGCCCGCCUGGACAUCACCCCCAACUCCGGGGCCACCGGCAACAGCGCGGGGCCCAAGUCCAUGGAGGUGUCCUGCUAGGCGGCCCGCGCCAUGGCCGUCCCUGGACUCUGGGCUCACGCAGCUGCCCUUCCUCCAGCCCUUCCCGCCCCGCCUGCCACACCACACGUAACUCGUAUUAACCCAAAGCUUAUGGUGUAAGAGAGCUCUGGGGGGACAAAGUUAGACCGGGUUUGUCGAGGGCGCCUCUCCCAGCAGGGCAGGACGGGCGGACCAAAGGAAAAGAAGCAUCUCAGUGUCCUGUGCUCAUCGGCGGGUGGCCCGGCGGCCACCCUCUUACUCUCCCUCAGAGACAUCAAACUGCCAAAAACAAGACGCGCCGCCCUAAACUCUUCCUAAACCCAGGCCUAGGCUGGUUCUAACGGCACAGGUUGGAAGCCCAGCCCCUCUACUUCCUGUUUCCUGUCCACAUAAGGAGUAACUGACCCAGUUUUUGGAAACAAAACCCCGUUCUGAUUUGGGUAGGGGGAGAGCCGCGGGUGGUGGUGUCCUCUCCUAACUCAGCAAAACAGGAAGUGGGAAAGAGGUGGACUUUCUGUGGUGGCUAGAAUGCUUGGAAAAACAAAUCUACGUAGUGAUACGUGAAGAAAUAGGUUUCUCAAGUGCGUGUCUAUAUCUGCUUUUUAAUGCUGAAACAUACGAAACAUACGAGCCUGCUUUUUUCUGGCAUCCUUCCAAUGGACGAUGUAAGCGGGCGGCAAAAUCUCUGGGCUUUCCCAAAGAUACAGUCUUGGCAAACGUUGGUAUCGUGAAUUCAAGCCUUUGGCUCUGCUGUCUGAUUCCUCCUCCAUAGCCCAGCUUCUCACCCCAAAUUCAUGGUGAUUAUGGGGUGCAUGGGGAAGACCAUUUAGGUUUGCACUUGCUCUCUUUGAAAUGGAAGGAAACAGUCCCAACAGCUGUACCUGGACGUGAUGCCUCCACACAGUGAGGGGGCGCAGGGGUACUGGGGUGGGGGUGGGGGGGCAUUUGGGUUAUUAGAUGUAAAGGAUUUCUGCGGUUGCAAUGGGGUCGAGCCCAGUUGUGAUUUCAGUCGAUCCCACCCUGGUCCCCAGGAAUCUUGUGUGAUUGAGUUAAAUCCAGCUUCCAAUAUUUGACAACGGGGGGUUGAACCUGAACUUGGCGGCUGAACGUUUCUGACCUGGCAACAUCACUGGGUCUGCGAGUAGAGCUGUUCUUCCCUCUCGCAGGGGGUGGGGAUUCACACGGGAGUGGUGGCUGAGACGAAGUAAGGAUUCUGGAAUAUUCCACGGGAUUUCCUUCCCUCUCCUGCCGUCCCCCCUUCCCUGCCCCUCUAACCUUUUGCUGAACGGGGCGGCACCACUGACCUUUCUGGGCAACGUCAGCGUAGCGGUCAAGUUCCUAUACUACUGCCUUUUGAUUUCAUUUUGGCUAACCAUUUCUUAUAGGAAGUUUGAUCAGAGCGGACAGAUCAUUGCGACUCAGCCACUGGGGCCUGGUGCUUUCUGGGACCCUAGAGUUGGUAGAAGGAAGUAGUCAAGGCUUCUAGGUAGCUUGAGGGGCGGUGACUCAGUUUACUCCCCCUACCACUUGGAGGCUUCCCCUGACCUGUGCAGAAAGGUCGGGUCAGGACAGGCAUGGCUGAAUCGAGACUGGAAAAACGUUGUGUACAAGGCUUUCCGGAGCAGUUUCUUAAUGAGAUAUUUGUAUUUAUUUCCAGACCAAUAAAUUUGUAACUUUGCA